Messenger RNA from Ylistrum balloti, 4469 nucleotides. RefSeq lists its product as uncharacterized. The transcript is spliced from 4 exons. NCBI's taxonomy places the organism in Eukaryota, Metazoa, Mollusca, Bivalvia, Pectinida, Pectinidae. The record is from RefSeq and is a predicted model, not a curated record. The coding region runs from base 41 to 430 and encodes 129 amino acids.
AGUCAAGCAAGGGGUAUAACUCUUCUGAAAAAGAUUAACGAUGGCUGACGGCGAUGAGACACAGACUCCAACAGUUGUAGCUAAAGACAAGGAGCUGUCUACGGCAGAGGUUCAGGUUCUGAUCCCAGGACUAAAAGUUCAGAAAUCAAUGUUGUUUCUUGGGAGUAAGAAACCUAAAGAAGAUGUAUGCACUAUCGACGUUAAACUGGAGGAAAGCUCCCUUGAGUUGACAGCAGAUAUCAAAGAUAAAAAGGGAAAGGUGACCAAGUACAAAUACAAGGCUAAUAAGUUACCAAGCCUUGUAGACACAGAUGCAUCAAGUGUCUCAUAUGAUAAAGAAAAAGUGAUAAUUACUCUGAAGAAAAAAGAAGAAUACUCAUGGGAUGUUGCACUGUCUAAGUCAGGAUUGGACCAGGACCCGGACAGUUAGAUAUAUAGAGUAACCUCCCUUUGUUAUGGAAAUUCCACCACACACCAACCUAUUUUUAGAUAGAUAAUGGUAUUGAUAUGAAACAAAAUUCAAUAUGUAGAGGUUACAAAACUAGUGGUUGUAGUAACUCAGGUAUAUGGUAUUUCUUUCAAUUCAGUGAUUUAUUUUUCAGAUCUUACAAAAAACAUGAACUCUUUCAAGUGUUUUUUUUUUUGUAAUUUUAAAAAAUAAAAAGGAGAGUGAAAGAAAUACUAUAUAUACAAGUUUGUGUGACCUGUUUCUACCAGGAUGAUAAAAGCUAUUCCUAAGUUGAACUGACCUGUUCUAAACUCACUUUUGUUUUGUUUGUCAUCACCUUUAGUGAAAUACCGCUAAUUAAUAUGACCUUUAGUGAAAUACCGCUAAUUAAUAUGACCUUUAGUGAAAUACCGCUAAUUAAUAUGACCUUUAGUGAAAUACCACUAAUUAAUAUGACCUUUAGUGAAAUACUGCUAAUUAAUAUGACCUUUAGUGAAAUAUCACUAAUUAAUAUGACCUUUAGUGAAAUACUGCUAAUUAAUAUGCCCUUUAGUGAAAUACUGCUAAUUAACAUGAACUUUAGUGAAAUACUGCUAAUUAAUAUUUAUUAAUUUGUUAUCUACAAAGUAAAACAGGAUAGCAAUUUAGAUAAAAAUCAAAUUAUUAAAAAAACAAGCCUGGACUACUGAUUAUAGUGUUCUUAUAUCCAUGAGUGCAUGAAGCACCCUUUAGGUCAAAGUUCACCCUGUCAGACAAUCUAAACGUACCAAAGUGUUAUACCACAUGAAGUAUAACAGGUAUGUUUAUUCAACACUUGGAAUGAUUAUUUUCACCUAUUGUGGUAGAAACCUGUUUAUUUUUUUACCUAUAUCUGAUGAGUGUUAUACAUUGUUGUACAUGUUAUACCAGAUCUUAACUUUUGAAUUCUGACACCUAUGUUGUUUUUUUUAUAUAUUAUCUAACCUCUAUAUAUAAUCUGAAAUUUUGGUUUUUGUUCUUUUUUCCUUGGGAGGAACAGGGGGUGGGGGGUUUGUUAUUUUGUUUUUGUAUUUUGAUGUAAUAUCUCUGACAACACAUGAACACAUGCCACCAGACUGUUUCACGACUUUAGUUCAUAAACAAAUGCUUCCAUUGCUAACAUGAUGAACAUUUCAGCAGUUAAAAUGAAAUGAUGCUGGACAAUAAUUUGACAUUUAAAAACAGUAUUUGGUAGAGUCCUUAAAUAUUUGUAUAGUUUCUGAAUAGCAGAGAUAUUUAUGGAUAAAACAGAGUUUCAGCUUCAAACAAUUGUUCCAUUAUUAGUUUUAGAAAACUUACUGUCCAGUGAAAUUUUUUCCUUAUUUUGUAUGUCAUAUGGAGUUGCACUUUGCUUCAUUAACAAAUGAAUUUUCUUUUACUCUAUUGAGUCUACCACGGUGCCUUCUACGUUAAUGUGAUGAUAUUUUAUUAUUUAUGAUAGUGCUCUUUUAUCAGUCACUGUAAAAUCAUAAAUUUUCGUGGUGUGCUUAAUUUUGUGGGUUUCGAAAAAUUGACAUUUUCAUUGAAACAUUUUGCGGAUAAAUCUUUCCGAUGAAAUCCACCAGCACUACAAUCUUUGUCAACUUUUAUUUGUUAAUUAUUUCGUGGACAAAUAAAUUUAUAGACUUAGAGUACCCACAAAAAUGAAUGAUUCUACAGUAUCUAAAGUUCUGUUGUCAGCAAGUGUAAAAUGUCCCUUUGAGUAAAUGUUGUAAUUUUCUUUGCUAUAUAUAACUGCUUGGUCCAAUAUAGAUUCAGUGACUUGAAGGAUACCUAAAAGCAAAAACUUGUAAAACAAAUUUAAGAAUUACUAUUAAGAUAGGAGCAGCUGAACGUUAAUGUUUUAAAAGUAUAAUGUAUAAGGAUGUGUAAAGUAACUUUCUGUUCUUCGUUCUCGCAGGACUUUUGUCUAUUUUAGGUAUAAUUUGAUGUGAUAAGUAGAUCUUCAAAUUAUGCCAAAUUUUGCCAUACUGUUUUGGUACAUUUCCCUGAGAAGCAGAUAAGUAAUGUGAAUGGACUUCAUAAAGAGAGUUAUGUAGGAUAAAUUAAUUGACAUAAUUUCACUCGCUUCUUUAAAACUAAUGAUGGAUAUAAAAGGAUGUGUAAUGGCAGUGUUGUUUAGUUUCAUAUCAGAUGCCAGAAUCUGUACUUAAAAGAUAUCAGUGUUAUGAUGUUAGUUAAAGGUUUAGUUGUGUGUUGUUUAGAUCUAGUUGUAUGUGUUGUUUAGAUCAAGUUGUAUGUGUUGUUAAGUACUAGUUGUAUGUGUUGUUUAGCACUAUUUGUAUGUGUUGUUUAGCACUAGUUGUAUGUGUUGUUAAGUGCUAGUUGUAUGUGUUAUGUAGCACUAUUUGUAUGUGUUGUUUAGCACUAGUUGUAUGUGUUGUUAAGUACUAGUUGUAUGUGUUGUUUAGCACUAGUUGUAUGUGUUGUUUAGCACUAGUUGUAUGUGUUGUUUAGCACUAGUUGUAUGUGUUGUUAAGUACUAGUUGUAUGUGUUAUGUAGCACUAUUUGUAUGUGUUGUUUAGAUCUAGUUGUACGUGUUGUUAAGUACUAGUUGUAUGUGUUGUUUAGCACUAGUUGUAUGUGUUGUUUAGAUCUAGUUGUACAUGUUGUUAAGUACUAGUUGUAUGUGUUAUGUAGCACUAUUUGUAUGUGUUGUUUAGCACUAGUUGUAUGUGUUGUUUAGCACUAGUUGUAUGUGUUGUUUAACUAUAGUUUUAUGUAAGGGUUGGCUGUAGUGGUAUAAAUAUAUAACUGCUUUUUCUUGAACAAAAUAUAACACAUUUAUGUAGAAUCUGCUUUGUCCUCUUUUUUAAGGAUUAAAAAAAACUUUUUAUACAAUAUAUUUACAAUAUUUCCUUUACAUAUGUAAAUUUAAUUAUAAUUAUGUUUAUUCUUCCUUUUUGAUAUAUUGGUUAAACUUAGGUGUGACACCUGUUGUGGUUAAGGUUAUACCUUGGUGCAACACCUGUAGUCGUUAAGGUUAUACUUUGGUGUGACACCUGUUGUUGUUAAGGUUAUACCUGGGUGUUACACCUGUUGUGGUUAAGGUUAUACCUGAGUGUGACACCUGUAGUCGUUAAGGUUAAUACUUUGGUGUGACACCUGUAGUCGUUAAGGUUCUACCUUGGUGUGACACCAGUUGUGGUUAAGGUUAUACCUUGGUGUGACACCAGUUGUGGUUAAGGUUAUACCUUGGUGUGACACCUGUUGUGGUUAAGGUUAUACCUGGGUGUUACACCUGUUGUGGUUAAGGUUAUACCUGAGUGUGACACCUGUAGUCGUUAAGGUUCUACCUUGGUGUGACACAUGUUGUGGUUAAGCUUAUACCUGGGUGUGACACCUGUUGUGGUUAAGGUUCUACCUUAGUGUGGCACCUGUUGUGGUUAAGGUUAUACCUGGGUGUCACACCUGUUGUGAUUAAGGCUUUAAGGCUGUAGACAUUAUUCAUGUCAAUCCCUGUAAAAAUAUAAAUGUUAUUUGCUACUUUAAAUGUGCUAGGUUAUAUUCAUGAAAGUGACAAAUAUCUGUCAUUUAAAUUUUGCUCUCCUGCCAUUGUUACAAUUACCAUAACUGAGACUGUUUCAGUAUACAUUUAUAUUCAUCUUUUUAACUAGCUUCAGAUAUUUUUUUCUAAACUGUAGGUACUUGUUAUUUUUCUAAUUUACUGGACAGUGGAUUUUUCUUCAAUGACAAUGAUUAGUAAGUCUCCUUUUAAAGAUUUCAAUGUAAAAAAUCUUAAUGCAAAAAGGAAAAAAAAAAGAUAAAUUUGAAGUAUUUGAAAAUAUGUUCUUUUUAAAUAUUAAGAUGAAAAUCUGAUAAUUUGACAAGACUUGAAACAUAAAGAAUGUUUUAGAAUUUUAAUCUUUUUGAUACGUUAAGAAUAAGACACGUUGCUGUGCAUGCAGUCUGUAAUGUAGUUUUACUGUGAUGGUUAGUCUACUCUAUCUUGCCCUGUUAAAUAUCACUAGCAUUAAAGAAAAUAAAGUUAUAUGAACGAUA